Molecule: messenger RNA, 6503 nt
Organism: Sinocyclocheilus grahami
Lineage: Eukaryota; Metazoa; Chordata; Actinopteri; Cypriniformes; Cyprinidae
Product: delphilin-like
Exons: 24
Coding region: 277-5637 (1786 amino acids)
Biological process (GO): regulation of DNA-templated transcription
Molecular function (GO): protein binding
Source: RefSeq, a predicted model, not a curated record
AAUCAUUAAAAGACCCAGCUAGCUUGUCCCAGAUUUCUGCUCGGCGCUUUGCAAGAGGGUUUGAACUGGACCAACUUAGUUGAGAUGUAGAGCCACGGCUGCAGAGAGCUUGACAGCGCUCUCCUGAUCUACACUGGACUGAUAUGAUCCUCGAUAGAGGCUAAACCUGCCGAAUCGAUUGCUUUUUUGGUAAUGAUGGAGCAGUGACUUGUUGAGGAGGUGCUGACCUGAGGUGACCUCUUACAGCUUGACUUCCACACAGAAGACCCAGAAACCAUGAUGAGAAGAUUUCUGAAGAGCCAGAAGGGCCGUUUCUCUCUUCGUCAAAGCCGAUCGGGAUCCCGCAGUGCCUCCAAAGAUUUCUACCCGAACCCUAACGUGCUGAGAGAUUUCCCACUGAAUAUUGAACUGGGCCUUCCAGCAAAUAAUCAGGGUUGGCCAGAGGACUUUGGCUUUAAGCUGGGGGGAGAUGGACCCAGUUACAUCCUCUCUGUGGUGGAGGGCAGCAGCGCUUUCAUGGCCGGACUGCAGCCAGGCGACCAGGUUCUGGAGAUCGACGGGCAGAACGUCUCGUCCCUCAGCUCUAAAGCCCUCAUCGCUCUGGCUCAGAACCUCAAGACUGUGCCGCCCAGCAUCGGCGUUGUGUCUAGAAUUGAACAGCUGGACAUUGCCCCGGGGCCUGAUGGUCGUUUUGGCUUUACUAUAGUGGGAGACAGUCCCCUGCUGGUGGAGGACUGCACGCUCAACUCUCCAGCCGGCCGGAGUGGACUGCGAGCAGGUGAUUUUGUGAUGGAGGUGAAUGGGAAUCCAGUGAAACACCAUGAGACGGCGGCGGCCAUGAUCAAGGCCUCUCAGGGACGUACGCUGCGUCUGGGUGUGCUGCGGAUGAACCGCUGGCAGAAACGCACCAGCAGCAGCAUGAAAGAGACAUAUCAGAGCGGAGACAUGGUGAGGCAGGACCGCAAACAUAAAGCUCUGGAGUUCAACAAGAAGGUUGAGGAGAUUUUAGGGGAGGAGCCUGAGGUUAAAGAGAGGCUUUUUGAUUUGCUGAAGCAGUAUGCAAAUGAGAGGGAUGUUGAAGGUCUAGCGUCUACACUUCCAGAAAUACUGCUCACUGAGGAACAUCAGCAACUGAUUGACAGCAUCAGGAUCUUCAUCCCUAAGAAGCACAGGCAGCGCUUUGAUGAGAUGGUCUCCCAGAGUUUGAUCAGUCGCUUGAGGGGCCGAAGCUUCAGCGAGCACAGGAACAACCGGCUACGGCGCAGCCGGAGUGAAGACCACCCCGAACGGCUGCUGUCUGUGUCCACUCGAGCCAGCUCUGUGCCCCGGACUGCCAACGAGGAAGUGGUCAUGCCUCCUGCCCGUGGUGUCCGCAAGACCACCUCACUCAUCGCAGGCCAUUCCAGCUCCUUCUCUACCCGCAGGACAGUACGGGUGUACAAAGGGAACCAGAGUUUCGGGUUUACUCUGCGUGGCCAUGCUCCAGUCUGGAUUGACUCUGUAAUACCAGUCAAAUUGUUCUCUAUGUGCAGUAAAGAAAGAUCUGAGAAACUGUCCUGUGCCACUGAAGAUCGGAGCCAGAUUCUCCUCAUAACUGAGAAACUUAUUUCUGAUGUAGCCGAACCAAUGGGCAGCGUGAGUGCAAACUGCAAUAGUCUGAAAAAGAGCUGUUCACAUGAGAAGGUGGUGUCCAUGCUGCAGGGGAGUGGGGCAAUGCCCAGCUUGGUGGUUGAAGAUGGCCCGCCGGCCUUCACCAUGACCGAACCUGAACAGGUGGAGGUUUCUCCACGCUCCUGUGCUCCUGUGCUUAGCUCCCUUCAGUGGGUCGCCGAGAUCUUGCCUCCUAGUAUCCGCGUACAGGGUCGCACCUUCAGCCAGCAGCUUGAGCACCUUCUCACUCUCCAAGAGAGAUACACCAUCUGCAAGGCCCUGGAGGCCUUCUUCCAGCACAGAAAUGUAGACACUUUGAUUGUGGACGUCUUCCCUGUGUUGGAUACCCCAGCAAAACAGGUGAUUUGGCAGUUCAUUUACCAGCUGCUGACCUACGAGGAGCAGGAACACUGCCAGAACAAGAUCUCCCGAUUCCUUGGCUAUAAAGUUACACUGCCAACAGCAGAACCUGAACCUCCAGCCCAUGAGCCUCAUAGGCGCAGCAGCUCCAUGAAGGUGACAGGAACCACUUACAGGAGCAAUGUGAGGGGACACAGCUCAGAUGAUCUGGUUAUUGGCACUCACUUGGGCAUGGGGAUUUGCAAUGAGCCAAUGGAGGCAGCACCUAUGAGACUGACUCCUGGAGAGAGACAAUCAGGGGAUGGAACAUCCUUACCAGAGACGCCCAACAAUCUGACUAAUCUGUCAGCUGUGUAUGCUGAGCUGGAGAAUGUCUAUGCUGGGAAGAGAUCCAAAUCCCUGAAGAGUCGUCCUCCUCCAACUCCUGAAACUCUGGUUAACGUAGACUACUUCCCGCACGCUUCCUCACAGUCCAUCAGAGCACACUCUUCCUCUCCAUCAGUUCGGGCCACUUCAGGUAGCCGCAAAUCUGCAUCAGCACAGCCUGUGCCGCCACCUCCACCACCGCCACCACCUCCUCUACAGCCUGACUCUUGGAUGCAGGAGCCUCCACUGAGUCCCCAGUGCCCCUGCUACCCUCCAGGUCUUCCCUCUCAAACCAGUGCUGAGUCCAACCCAUACAUAAGUUUAGACAGCCCACCUCUCUCUCCACCCUCUCCUCCGGACUACCCACCUAGUCCACCCAUUCGGAAGAAGCGCUACACCUUCUCACGUCCACCUCGUACCCCUGACACAGAUUUGUUCAUGGAGGCUCUGAGUGAGCAGCUGGGACAGCAGUUAUCUGUGGAAGACUUCCUGUCACCAGAGAAUGACUAUGAAGAGGAUAUUCUCCAGAUGACAUUCCAGAAUGAGGAUGAGGAAGAGGAAGAGGAAGAGGAGGAGGAGGAGGAGGAGGAUGAGGAGGAGGAGGAGGGUCCGUACAUGCCUCCCGAGCUAAGCAGUCCAAGCGAAGUACAUAGUAGCAGCGAGGAUGCCAGCUCUCUUACCUACUCCUCCAGCUCAGAGCACAUUCCUCCACCCCCUCUGACUCCUCCUCCCCCUCCCCCCGUCCAAUUUAAUGACCCCCCUCCACCUGCUGGAUUCACCCCUGACCAUGCACCCCGACAGCUGACCUUCCGUCGCCACCCUGGACCUCCUCCACCACCUCCGCCAAGAGCUAACCCACCUCCAAAAAGACAAUCCAUUCACAAGGUGUUGCCCACACGUGAUGAGCUGAUGACCCAGCACCAAGUCCUUCAGGAGCACCACUCACUUCCAGUUCAACCAACAGCCAGCCACCCUCAGCAAUCUCAGCAGCAGAUGCAUCAAUCUCUGCCCCCUAUGCCCUCUCCAGAAAUAAACCAGUCACCCAUCCCCAGUCAUGCAAUCUACGAGAUGCACCAUCAGGUUCAUCCAGCUUACCAGGUUCACCAACACCACCAGGUGCAACAGGAUCACCAGAUGCAUCCAAUCCAUAAAAAUAAACCAAGUCACCAAUCUCAGUCUAUUAAAGUGCACCAAAGCCACCACUCACACCAGACUAUUCAGACUCAACUAUCUAGCUCCAUGGAUAGGCUUGAUAGAAUUGAAAGAAAGGAAUGCUCGGAUAGGCAUAUCUAUGGCAUGCAGUCCCAGCCCUUGCAUCCAGAUCAACAAGUACACCAUGCUUAUCAGAUGCAUCAGAGUCAUCAGGCUCACCUCUCAAGCUCCAUGGAUAGACUUGACCGAUUGGAGCAGAUCCAGCGUUUGGAACGCUUUGAGCAUAUGGAGCGAAUUGAAAGACUGGAGAGGGUGGACAGACAAAUGCACCGGGCACACAUGGCUCAAGCAGUUUCUCAAGCUAUUCAACCAUCUCCGCAACAGUACCACCACCAGAUGCACCAAGCUCCUCUGCCAACCCGCCACAUUCACCAGAUUGAACACAUACACCCGGUUCAGCCAAUCCAGUCAGCUCCUCAGUACCACCAGAUCCACCAGCCCCACCAACCUCACCAGACCCAACAGAUUCUGUCAACCUUCCAGCCUCAUACUUCACAACAGCAGCAACAGCAGCUUCAGCAGAUGCAGCAGAAACAACAACAACUUCAACAGCAGCUUCAGCAACAGCAGUAUCAGCAGCAGCAAGCUCAGAAGAUUCAGCAGCAGCAACAGCAUCGCUCAACCCCACAGAUUCCCCCCAUUACACAGGCCAGACAGAGCCCUCAACCCAUGUAUCACGAACAUCGUCACUACCAUCACAGCCACCAUGAGGCCCAGUCCCAAACGCAACCACCAAGUACACCCCAAUCUCAAACUCACCACCCCACUGAUGGGCCCACUGUGGAGCCACCUCCUCCUCCACCUUUACCCCCACCUUGCAUGCCUCCUCCGCUUCCAAAGGCCUCACCACAAAAAACAGACUCCAGUCAUAUGAGUGUAAAGCGGCUACGAUGGGAACAAGUGGAAAAUUCUGAGGGAACCAUUUGGGGACAGUUGGAAGAAGAUUCUGAUUAUGACAAGCUGAGUGACAUGGUGAAAUACCUAGACUUGGAGCUUCAUUUUGGGACCCAAAAGAGCCCUGUUUCUCUUCCAGAGCCCUCACCUCAGGUGGAGACUUUCAAGAAGAAAGAUGUCGUGGAGAUUCUCUCCCAUAAGAAAGCCUACAAUGCUUCAAUCUUGAUUGCCCAUCUGAAGCUGUCACCAAGCGAGCUACGCCAGGUGCUGAUGACGAUGUCGAGUGAACGUUUAGACUCGUCACAUAUAAUACAAUUGCUCCUAUAUGCACCAGACGAUGAUGAGGUUAGACAAUACCAGCAGUACAGAGACAACCCAAGCAAACUCAGUGAGCCCGAUCAGUUUGUCCUACAGAUGCUAUCAGUGCCAGAGUAUAAGACCCGUUUGAAAAGCCUGCAUUUUAAGACUACGUUGCAAGAGAAAACAGAGGAGAUGAGGGGGGCCUACGACUGUGUUUUUAAGGCUUCACUGGAGCUCAAAAACAGCAAAAAACUGGCCAAGAUUCUGGAGUUUGUGCUGGCUAUGGGGAAUUAUCUAAAUAACGGCCAACCCAAGACCAAUAAAACGACCGGAUUUAAGAUCAAUUUUCUCACUGAACUCAGUACCACCAAAACAGUGGAUGGAAAGUCAACAUUUCUGCAUAUCCUGGUGAAAUCAUUGUGCCAGCACUUUCCAGAGGUUCUGGACUUUGGGAAGGAGCUUGAGAUGGUGCCACAAGCAGCCAAAGUGAAUCAAAGAAACAUCACUUCUGACUUCAAUGACUUACAUGCCACUAUCCAGGACAUUCGUUUAGCCUGCCAGAAGAUGCCAGCCACCGCUGAGGAUCGAUUUGCCAUUGUUAUGAGUGGGUUUCUGGAAAACAGUCACCCUGCAGUGCAGUCUCUGGAGUCUCUGCAGCAGCGGGCAAUGGAGGAGUUCUGCAAAGUUGCAUCAUUCUUCGGUGAGGAUGGAAAGGCCACCACCACAGAGUGUUUCUUCGGUAUCUUUGCAGAGUUCAUGGCUAAAUUGGAGAGGGCUUUGAGUGAUAUCCAGACUACAGAAAACCCUCAACGCAGCCCCAGGAGCCCUCGCGCGACCUCUCCUGUAUCCUGGUGAAGAAACCACCCAACAUGAGGCAAACAUACUCAUACAAUACAGACUUACAGUACAUAAAUGUUUACUUACAUGCUGUCCACUCCUAUACCUGUCCAGUCUAAAUUUAGUUAUAGCCUUAUGGUAAUUCAAGGACAUGUGUACAGUUGCAAACUAAUGCACACGCAUGCAGGGUCCUGGCAAGUUAUAAAGCUGAACUCUCAGGCACAGACUGGACAGGAAAGCUUCAGAGCAAAAUGUGAGGGAAAGAUUAGAAAGGCUUUAAAACAUUUGACCAGAUUUGGUCUAGGACGUUCUUUACAGGAUGGACCGUGUGAUUGCUCUUGGCACUUAAAAACCAGGAAUGCAGUCAAAAGAGUUGGAGUAGUGGAUUCUGUAAAUCAUAAGUGCAGUUAGAUAAGUUAUUUCAUGUAAUUAGGACCGUGAGUGUCAGAUCUUGACUGACAUGAUAUUUUAAUAAACAAAAAGUUGUUUAGGAAAAGUGCUUUAACAGUGUCUUAAUUCUGCUUAAAUGUAUUUAAACAACAUGGGUUGGAGUUGUCAGUUGGUCAUUGUACUGUAAACAGAUAUUUUGAUGAAUUAAUGUCUUAAAUGAUAAAAAGUCAUUCCUCAUACGCAGAAUGCUUAAGUGCAAUAUAUUAUAAAUUGUUGAUGAAAACUGCAUUGAUAGAGAUAUAUUAUUGUACAAGAGAUGCAGUUAGUUCUUAUAUUAUUGCUUUACUAGCUAUGGAAAACAAUGAAGAGCUAGAUUAUGACUUCACUAUAUGGAUUUGGUAUUUUUAAAUAUUAACUUUUAAUUAACAUUUAACUUGUGCUGCUUUAAUUCCUUAUUAACAUAGCGAAUCGUAUGAUUCCUGUAUCAUUCUAUU